Oryzias latipes (Japanese medaka) is the source of this 1733-nucleotide messenger RNA. It is a transcript of the gene bokb, whose product is annotated as BCL2 family apoptosis regulator BOK b. Gene Ontology annotation, molecular function: BH domain binding. Gene Ontology annotation, biological process: regulation of apoptotic process; release of cytochrome c from mitochondria; intrinsic apoptotic signaling pathway in response to DNA damage. The record is from RefSeq and is a predicted model, not a curated record. Gene Ontology annotation, cellular component: mitochondrial outer membrane. NCBI's taxonomy places the organism in Eukaryota, Metazoa, Chordata, Actinopteri, Beloniformes, Adrianichthyidae.
UCGUCAAUCUCUUGCCGCGCGGGUGUCAGUUUGAGCCACUUGGACAGGACAGGCGGGAACCACACCGCCCCUCUGGGAUGCCUUCGGCUGCAAAACUAACAUACCUUGUGGCGCAACAAGGGAAGUUAGAACAGGUAGGCGUCCUCCUGCUGACUCGCUCGCUUCAAAGGGUCGCUGCUGUUCCGGGAGCUAUUGGACCUUUUAGGUCCGAACCAGAACUUCCUUUAAAGAUUGUUUGAUUUGCCCAAACCAGGCAGAGGAAUUUGCAAACAUUUUUAUCGGUUGUUUUUUUGGACAAGAACUGCUGGGAGUUUUCUUUUCCACCCAUGGAUCAAUAAGGAUGAAGUUUAUUUUGGUGCCAUCUGGAAGGAGCAGCAAUGCAGAUGGUGCCGUUUGACCCUCAUCACUAGACUUGGCUGAUCCCAGAGGAAAAAGAGGACGCUCUUGAUUACACAGCUGAUCCCUGAGAGGUCAGACUCCCUGACCCACAUCCCCAGCAGGGAGGACAUGGAUGUUCUGAGGCGUUCCUCUGUUUUUGCGGCUGAGGUCCUGGAUGUGUUUGAGCGAUCGCUGUCUGAGAAGGAGCUGGUGACCCAGUCGAAAGCGUUGUGCAGAGACUACAUCCUGUCCAGACUCCACCAAAAUGGGAUGGGGUGGUCCAAAGCCGAAAUUAAUUUCUCUCCCUCCAAUGCGGCACUCUCCGAGGUGACUAUGGUUCUUCUGUGUCUAGGAGACGAGCUGGAGUGCAUACAGCCUGGUCUGUACAGGAACGUAGCACGGCAGCUCAACAUUUCUGUUGCCAUGGAGAACGUGGUUUCAGAUGCCUUCCUUGGUGUGGCAACAGAAAUUUUCUCAGCAGGUAUAACAUGGGGCAAGGUGGUGUCCAUGUAUGCAGUAGCUGGAGCCCUGGCUGUGGAUUGUGUCAGACAAGGUUACCUCACCACCGUGCACAUCUUGGUGGACAGCCUUGGGCAGUUUGUUCGCAAAUUCCUGGUUCACUGGUUAAAAAGGAGAGGAGGAUGGGCUGAGAUCACCAAAUGCGUGGUGAAGAAGGAGCUCACCUCAGAGCAGCCCUGGUUGUCCUCCAUCAUGGAGUCUGUCAAGUACGCUCUCACUACGCUGUACGUCUACGUCAUGAAGGAAACGUGAACAGCUGGCCAAUAUGAUGAGCUGAAAACCUCAGACUUGUCAUGAAAAGCUGGAGCGCAGAUGGUCGCCGUGGUCAAUGAGGUUUGAUCUGCAGCUGCUUUCUGUCCGUUGCUACCUGGUUACCGACAAACAUUUCCUGAGCAGUCUGCUUGUUGUCUGUCUCUGUGCCACUUUAGCAUGAGAGUGAUUUCCCUUCAACCAAAGAGUAAUCACCACAAUGUUAACGGGCAUAAAUGCUAUCUUUUGUGACACUCCACUUCUUUGAUGGUUUCCUCCCAGUACUUAAGGUACGGCAAAGAACAGGCUUCCCAUUGUGCCCAGUAAUGGACCGAAUGCAAGGAGAAUUGAAUGGUACACAUUGAAUGUGAAUAUAUUUUUUUUACACUGAUGAUUGUUUUUAAUUUGUACAUAGUCUAUUUAUGAUUUUAGCUCCUUUUAUUUUUGUGACUAACAAAUAAAAUUGUAACCAGAAGAGGAUGGCCACACAUCGACACACCAGGAUGGUUUUGUAUCAUGAAUGCCUCUUAGUAUUCAUGUGUGUAAUUUUUUUUAUAUCCUCAUUAAACUUGACCGUAUCCUUGACA